GGUAUUAGUUGGUAUAUAAUUAUUGGUAUACGUCUAUGGUAUAAAUACAAAACAAUCAACAUGUUGAUGUUUAUUGAGUAAAUAGUAAAUUGUUAUCUAAGGCGUGACCCAACACUCGUUAAGUCGUAAAUAGCUAUUAGUUACCAUUUAAUUUGUUAUUAUUUUAAAUACAUUUUAGUUUUUCAUACCUAUAUCUUAGCAUAUAACUUACAUACCUUAGGUAUGUUUUUAUAGAUUUCGAUUUUUAUUUUUUUUACGGUAUUUUUAUUGAAUAUUGUAAGAUAUAACUAUUUAUAUUCAACAGCGUACGCUAUUAGUUAUCUAAGUAUUUUAAACCAAAGUAUUUUACCAUGAGUUCUGACAAAAUUGACUAUCCAAAAGCAUCGAAACUAAUUAGUGAUGCUGGUGUUAUCAUUUACAUUGGAGGAUUUCUCUUAAUCAUUGCAUUUAUAAGCCCUUAUUGGUUGGAAUCAUAUGAUGAAGCAUUCAUAAAUUUUAAGCACAUGGGUUUAUGGACAUACUGUUUUGAUCAUUUCCGAUAUCCUCACUAUCAAUUUGAAAAACUCUUUGAUGGUUGCAAUACAGUAUUCAGUGAAGAAUAUUACGUUAUUCGAGAAUGGCUAUUACCAGGAUGGCUAUUAUUUUUGGAACUUUGCAUGACUUUAGCAGUAUUGUUAUCACUUGGGACAUUAGCAAUAAUUGCUGCUGUUGUAACGAGAUAUCCACAACGUCUUGUACUUAAAUAUGAGUACAUGCUAUCGGCUGCAUGUUUCUUAGCGGCUGCAACUACUACUGUAUUGAUACUGUUUACUGUAUGCCUGUUCCCAUUCAACUGUUGGAGACGUGAUUGGCUCAUGUAUCCCAUGUAUAACCAUCUAUCGUGGUCAUUUUAUAUUGCUAUUGUAUCAGGUUUUGUGCAUGCUUAUGGAGCGUGGUAUUUAUUUCAGGACGCACAAAUUGCUUAUGAACAAAGAAGGGAGAGCAAAAAUUUAGUCAUGCAAAUGUAUCCUCCUCAUGAACGUAACUUCUAUGAUCAAUAACACUGAUAAACGUUUACUUUUAUAAGUUAUUUUAAAUAAAAGACAAAUCCGUCCAUUAGAAACAUAACAAUCUGUCCAUUAAUAUUAACUGUUUAAUUUUGUAUUUAAUAAUUUAGUUAAUGAUCUAUAAUUGUCUAUUAUUGUAGCAAUUCAUCUCAUCUAAAAAAGUAUAUUGUAACGCGUAAUUAAUUGUUUUGUGUAUUAUUAUUUUUUAAUUUAUUAAGAGAAUGUCAUAUCCAGAUAUUUUGCUUCAUAAUGUUACAAUCAUAACACAUUUUAUAAGAAUCCAUUUUACUCUGUUAUUUUAAAUUAGUGAAUUUACCAAUUUAAAUGUAAGAAUAUUAUCCAAGGCUUCUGACUGUGAAAUUAGGCCCUAUUGGCCUAAUGUCUGUUUGGUAACAUACUAUGUCAAGAUCGAAGAGAAGAAACCAGUUUGCCACCAUGGUGAAGAAGUAUAUUUUUAUUUUGGGGAGAGUAUUUAUAAUAGGAUGGAGACAAUACAAGCAUGUGCAACUUCCACUUUAAAGAAUUAAUUUUAAAUUAAAUUAAAUUAUUAUGUAAGUAAAAAAAAAUUGUGAAACCUAAAUGAUGAAAUUAAUUAAUUUUAUAUAAUAUUAUUUAAACUUUUAUUGUUUGGUACAGUGUAUAUAAUAUGUUAAAUACUAACUAGAACUUAAGUAUAUUAUGAAAUUGUUUCCUGUUAUUUUCUUAUAUACAUUGCACCAACUAUCACUAUUUUUAAACCGUUAUAUAGACUGUUAUACAAUAAUUAUGAUAUUUUAAUAUUAGUGUAAACAAUUAGAAUUAAUUAAUAACAUAUCGAUUCAUUUAUUUAUAACAAUACAUUAUUUUUAUGUUCAAGCUAUAAUUUUAAUAAAAUCAACUUAUUUUCAAGUGUAGUACAA
Messenger RNA from Acyrthosiphon pisum (pea aphid), 1945 nucleotides. It is a transcript of the gene pck, whose product is annotated as Claudin superfamily protein pickel. The record is from RefSeq and is a predicted model, not a curated record. Lineage: Eukaryota; Metazoa; Arthropoda; Insecta; Hemiptera; Aphididae. The coding region runs from base 351 to 1040 and encodes 229 amino acids. Gene Ontology annotation, cellular component: membrane; septate junction. The transcript has 6 exons. Gene Ontology annotation, biological process: regulation of tube size, open tracheal system; septate junction assembly.